AACUUAUGCUUGCUUCAAUGCCUUUAGGCAGCUCCGACGGACUGACCGGCCGAACAGCUGCCCCGGUCCCAGCGGCGCAGAUCGCUCCCCAAUCGCCGAGGCAAAUCCACGACACGGUUUGAAACUUUGAAUCACAACGGAAUCCUUCUCUAACACCACCGCAAGCAUCCCCGCACUUCUCCUCUCCGGUCGCCCUCUCCUUCCGUCCGCGAAGCAGCCACUCCGCUGUCGCUCCCGUAGGAACCCAGCACGUCGAAUUCCGCUUCCACCACCUUGAGGCCGGCGAUGGCCGCGAUGGGGUCUCUCGGCGACUCGUACGAGCUGCGCUGUGUCUCCGAUCUACCCCCGCCGUUCCGCCCCGUGUUUGGGUUCAGGUACUUCAACUCAUUGCAGAGCGAGUGCUUCCCAGUGUGUUUCCUCUCGGAUGUAAACAUGGUUGUCUCCGCGCCUACUGGGAGUGGUAAGACCGUACUGUUUGAGCUAUGCAUUCUGAGGCUCCUCUCGAGGUUCCUCACAAUGGAGUGGAGGUUCAAUUUGAUAAAAGGAACUCUGAAAACAAUCUAUAUCGCUCCUAUGAAGGCGUUGGUGCAGGAGAAGAUGCGCGAGUGGAAAGUGAAGCUGGGCUCGUUGGGGAUAAAUUGCUUGGAGAUGACUGGUGAUAGUGAAUUCUUUAACAAGAAGGCCAUACAUGAUUCUGAUUUGAUCCUCACCACUCCUGAGAAGUUUGAUUCUAUGAGUCGUAAUGGAAUAAGGGAUGGAGGAUUGGGUUUCUUCAGUGACAUUGCUCUGGUCCUUAUUGAUGAAGUUCAUCUUCUCAAUGAUCCACGUGGAGCUGCCCUGGAAGCAGUGGUCAGUAGAAUAAAAAUGCUUUCUCGACUUGGCAACAUGAAAUCUGCUCCAUUGGCAAAUGUUCGAUUCAUAGCAGUUUCUGCAACUAUCUCUAAUGCUGAGGAUAUAGCGGAAUGGCUCCUAGCACCUCCUGAAGGAAUCAAAAGAUUUGGAGAAGAGAUGCGGCCAGUGAAGUUGACAACCAAAGUUCUUGGUUAUGCUCCAGCGAAAAAUGACUUCCUGUUCGAGAGGAGGCUACAAAGUUUCAUUUUCGAUAUACUGAUGCAACACUCAAGAGGGAAGUCUGCACUUGUUUUCUGUUCUACAAGAAAAGGUGCACAAGAAGCAGCACAGUGCCUCUCACAAACUGCAGGGUCUCUUGGCUAUUCAAACCCAUUCAUGAAAUCUAUGCAGCAGUAUGAACAUCUACGAGAGGCUUCCUUAACCUGUAGUGACAAGCAGCUGCAGUCUUGUAUCGUACAUGGAGUUGGUUUCCAUAAUGGUGGUCUUUGCUUAAAGGAUCGGAGUCUUGUUGAGGAGCUUUUCCUGAAGGGUGAUCUUCAAAUUCUAUGCACGACAAAUACUUUGGCACACGGCAUCAAUUUACCUGCACAUACAGUAGUGAUAAAGUCAACACAAUUUUUCAACAAAGAGAAGGGCUCUUAUGUAGAAUAUGAGAGAUCCAUGGUUCUUCAGAUGUGUGGGAGGGCUGGCCGUCCACCAUUUGAUGAUACUGGAACAGUUGUAAUUAUGACAAGAAGAGAGACAGUCCAUCUAUAUGAGAACCUUCUCAGUGGAUGUGAAAUGGUGGAGUCUCAGUUGCUGCCAUGCGCAGUGGAGCACUUAAAUGCAGAGAUUGUUCAGCUGACAGUGUCUGACAUAACUUUGGCAAUUGAAUGGCUCAAGUGCUCAUAUUUAUACAUCAGGAUAAAAAAGAAUCCUGAGCACUACGGAAUUAAGAAAGGGAUUCCUCGUGAUCUCCUUGAGAAACAAAUGAGAGAUAUAUGUAUUGAGAAGAUCCACGAGUUGGGUGAGUAUGGGCUAAUUUGGACAGACGGAGAUGGUUUCAGUCUAAAACCAUUAGAACCUGGGAGGCUGAUGACAAAAUUCUAUUUAAAGUUUGACACGAUGAAGCUUAUUGUCAAAGCUUCUGCAUGUUGCAGUAUGGAAGAUUUAUUGCAUAUCAUAUGCCGCUCUGCAGAGAUUUCUUGGAUCCAACUACGUCGAAAUGAGAAGAAAACUCUAAAUGACAUAAAUUCAGAUAAAGAGGGAAGGCUUCGAUUCCAUGUUCUCAGUGAGAAUGGAAAAAAGAAGAAGCGUAUCCAGACAAGAGAAGAUAAAAUAUUUGUAUUAGCGAAUGACUAUUUAACUGGGGACCCCUUGAUGCAUGAUUUAUCCCUCAACCAGGAAACAAAUUCAAUAUGCUCAAAUGGAUGUAGGAUUGCCAAAUGCAUGAAAGAAUAUUUUAUAUACAAAAGGAGUUACAGAUCUGCCGUAAAUUCUAUGCUCCUUGCGAAAUGCCUAGAUCAAAAACUUUGGGAAAGCAGUCUAUUUUUACUCAAACAACUUCCUGGAAUUGGAACUGUUACAGCAAAGGCACUCAAGACUGCUGGAGUUGAUUCCUUUGAGAGCCUGGCAACUGCUGAUGCUAGAAAGCUAGAAACUGCAACGGGACGAAAUUAUCCAUUUGGAAAUCAGAUAAAGGACUCCUUGUCGUCAUUACCGCCAAAAAUUGACAUACAAAUUGAGGUCGAGGAUGCUGGAAACAGACAAGGGAAAUCAACCAUUACCGUAACACUAAGCCGGCAAUCACAGGCAGUUCGAUCCAGUAAACAGAACUAUUUUGACAUGAUUGUGGGCUCGGAGGAAGAUAAUAUGAUCCUUUUUCAUGAAAAAAUAAGGGCUCAAGAGUUUUCCAGCCCAUAUUCUGUAAAACUUUUGGUGCCAUGCCCCCAGAGUGCCAGGGUGACUCUGAAGGUUGAUCUGAUUUUUGAAGAACACGUUGGUAUUGAUAUCCACAAGAAGCAUGUGGUCAGCAGGGAGGAUGAUUUGCAUGUGACAAAAGCGUAUGGGACAGAAAAGCCAAAACCCUUGUCCAGUCUUCCUGCUGAUAUUUGUUCGGUUAGCUCCAGGACAGCUCGAACAAUUCCAGCUCAAGCUCAUAUUGGACGGAGCCCACUAUCGAAAGAGGUUUGUGUUAUAGAAGACGAUGAUGAUGCCAACGUUCCAGACAAAGCUGACAAUAUGCCGAGAACGAGAACAUUUAACAACUUGGCUUCACUAGAGGUCCCCAGCUUUGACUUAAUGCUUGAAGAAGAUAAUGGAGAUAUGCAAGAUGUAUCAUUUCCUGAAGCAGCAAAAGCAGAAUGCAGAAGUGCCAGUAGCAGCACAAUUUUUGAUCACAUACGCAAGAAAUCCAGAGAUUUUCCAACACUGAUGUUGUCAAAGUCGAUGGAUAGCUCAUAUGAACCUUUGAUACUGAAGAAGAUGAAGACAUCGAGGGACCAGUUUAACUUGGAUCAGGGAAUCCUGCAUGCGAAUGAGGUUACACCAAUGGAUUCUGAACAUUCCGAGCUUAGAGUCUCUCCGACCAAUACAUCCGAGAAGUGUCGGAUGAUCCUGAGCAGAACUUCAGAGAUGGGCCGCUCUCUGUUUGCAGAGAAAGUUUACAGCCCAUUUGAGAAGAGCAAGAGCCUGAAUAGAAUUCCAGAUGAAAACUCUGUUCAAUUUGCUGACAGAAGGGGCAGCCUGUCUGAGAAGAGCAAGAGCCUGAGCAGAAUUCCAGAUGAGAACUCCAUUCAAUUUGCUGUGAGAACUGACAGCCUCUCCGAGAAGACCAAGAUCUUGUGGACAGCACCAGAUGAGAACUCUCAUCAAUUUGCAGGCAAAAGGGACAGCCCAUCUGAGAAGAGCAAGAUCCUGAUGAGACCUCCAGAUGACGGCACUCUUCAUUUCGCAGGCAGAAGGGGCAGCCCAUCCGAAAAGAGCAAUGUCUUGAGCAGAACUCCUGAUGAGACCAGUCUCCAGUUUGCAGCUAAAAGGGACAGCUCAUCCGCGAAGAGCAAUGCCUUGAGCAAAACACCUGAGGUGGACUCUGCUCAGCUUGCAGGUAGAAGGGACAACCCGUCGGAGAAGAACAAACUCUGUUCCAGCAGCCCCUUCCCAGAUUUCCAGGCUAUGAAGCAAGCUCCAGCCACAGUUCAGCCUCUCAGGAUUCAAGACUACUGCAAGGAUAUAUUGGCGAGUUCAAAGGGCAGUGGAACUGGCGAACCUUUCCUUGGUUUCAAGAGUGUCUUUUCGUUCCUCUGAUCUUGUGAGUAUCGUGUACAGGUCUGCUCAAUGUUGUGCUCGAAAUAUGGCACGGUGACCUACCAGAGGCAUUAGCUUGACAAUUUCUGAUGAUUACUAGUACAGUAGGUUUUAUCGUACAGCAUUAUAUGUUGGAACACCUUUCUGUGCUGUGUACGAAUGGUAUGUGGAUAUAAUGCAUACUGUAUUAAUUAAACACAAUGCGUUAAGUGCAA
Messenger RNA from Hordeum vulgare subsp. vulgare (domesticated barley), 4352 nucleotides. Its product is annotated as ATP-dependent DNA helicase MER3 homolog. Gene Ontology annotation, molecular function: nucleic acid binding; ATP binding. NCBI's taxonomy places the organism in Eukaryota, Viridiplantae, Streptophyta, Magnoliopsida, Poales, Poaceae. The transcript is spliced from 27 exons. The record is from RefSeq and is a predicted model, not a curated record. The coding region runs from base 286 to 4137 and encodes 1283 amino acids.